Drosophila bipectinata is the source of this 482-nucleotide messenger RNA. Its product is annotated as cystatin-like protein. Lineage: Eukaryota; Metazoa; Arthropoda; Insecta; Diptera; Drosophilidae. The record is from RefSeq and is a predicted model, not a curated record.
GACCUGAGGAGAUGAAAUCGCUGUGCCUUGUGGGUCUGGUGUUUCUGAGCAUUAUCGGCUUUGGGGCUGCCGAUGACUUUGAUCCCGUGCCUGGAGGAGUUUAUCAGUUGGAGGAAGACAGCAAGGAGGAUGCACGAGGUCUUUUGGAUACUUCCCUCACCAAGCUGGCCACCAAAGAUGGGCCAAGCUACAAGACCGUCGCCCUAACUAAGGUAACCCGCCACCUCGAGGCCGGUAAUCUCUUCACCUACGAGGUGGAGCUGGAAAACGGGGCCGAGAAUAAACAGUGCAUCGUGAGGAUCCUCAACCAGCCCUGGAGAGACGAAGAAGUCAGCAAAAUCCAGGUCAGGUGUGGCGAGGAGGAUGAGGUGGAUCACAACUUUAUAAGUGAGGACGUCUAUUUGGCCUCCGAAUAUACCUAUUACUGACCGCUGUGUAUCUUAUGAAGUUAAUAAAGUGUAGAGCAGCAGUAGAUCGAUGAA